Didymodactylos carnosus is the source of this 336-nucleotide messenger RNA. NCBI's taxonomy places the organism in Eukaryota, Metazoa, Rotifera, Eurotatoria, Philodinida, Philodinidae. The record is from the annotation of a GenBank genome assembly.
AUGACCAAUUUACCUAAUCAGAUUUUAUUGAAAGGCAUUCAACCGCCCGAACUAUUCACUGGUACAGUCGAUCAAGAUGCAUCAUCAUGGUUACAAGAUAUUGAGGAUAUGUUUGAUGCCGCCGGAAUCAAGAAAGAUAAACGUCGCAAAAUGAUUCCAGUGUUUUUGGGUGGCGAUGUCAAGAAAUGGUAUAGUACUCGACAGUAUCAUCCUGAUUAUGAUUUAUUCACAAAAGAACUACUUGAAACCUUUAAUACCUCAUCACAACAAUUAAAAUUAGCUACAAAAUUAAUGAAUCAUCGUCAGGGUUUAACUGGAACUGUUCCUUGUUGGUGA